This is a messenger RNA of Vitis riparia (riverbank grape), 450 nucleotides long. RefSeq names its product 60S ribosomal protein L5-like. The coding region runs from base 1 to 450 and encodes 149 amino acids. Gene Ontology annotation, biological process: translation; ribosomal large subunit assembly. The transcript is spliced from 2 exons. Gene Ontology annotation, molecular function: structural constituent of ribosome; 5S rRNA binding. Lineage: Eukaryota; Viridiplantae; Streptophyta; Magnoliopsida; Vitales; Vitaceae. The record is from RefSeq and is a predicted model, not a curated record. Gene Ontology annotation, cellular component: ribosome; cytosolic large ribosomal subunit.
AUGGUAUUUUCCAUUUUGACCGGAACAAAUGAAGAUAAUAUGGAAACAAUUGGUGAUGAUUACUCUGUAGAAUCCAUAAAUGGUAGGAGGCCAUUCUAUGCCUUUCUCAAUGUCGGAUUUGUGAAAGCAUCGACUGGCAAUCAUAUGUUUGGUGUUUUGAAGAGAGCACUGGAUGGUAACUUGAACAUUCCCCACGGCGCCAGGAUGCAUGCAAAGUUAGAUUUAAAUGAGGCCAUGAGAUCAGUUGACUUCUCGCGUUUAGAAGAAAUAGAUGAUGCCUUGCUGUUUGACAGAUCUCUAUUGUCAAAUAUGGUUUAUGCUGAGGAUGAUGAGUCACUUGUAGAUGCAGAGGAGGACGAGUCUAUCCUGGAUAGAGAUCAGGAUCUAAAGCCUCGCUUCCAUUCAUCACAAUCACAUGGACUAGAUGAUAUGAAGAAUGAGGCGGAAUAG